Messenger RNA from Ipomoea triloba (trilobed morning glory), 5363 nucleotides. RefSeq lists its product as uncharacterized. The transcript has 9 exons. The coding region runs from base 625 to 4662 and encodes 1345 amino acids. Gene Ontology annotation, molecular function: nucleotidyltransferase activity. Lineage: Eukaryota; Viridiplantae; Streptophyta; Magnoliopsida; Solanales; Convolvulaceae. The record is from RefSeq and is a predicted model, not a curated record.
CAACCCCCCACAUAAGAUUUCCUACAACCACAAGCGUCGAAGCUUUUCUCCCCCGGUCUCUGCGAAUUCCUGUUCUUUCACACCCCUUUCUUCCCUUCAUCCAAAGGAAGAGAAAAAGUUUUGAUUUUUUCAACUUCUUUUCAAAACAGAUUUCUGCAAUUUAUCAAUCCCAACUCGCCGUCUUCACUCUUCCUAAAAGUGAACAUCCCAAUCUUUAUAUAUUUAUAUGUAUUGAGUUUGCCAUUUAGGGUUUCUUUGAUUUGCCCGACAUUGCUGACUGCUCCAUAUAUAUAGAGUUAGAUUUAGAGUUUGAUAAACUCCCCCCUUUAAAUCCAUUCAUCCACUAUUAGGGUUUCAUUUUCCGGGGUCUAUCUAAUCUGCUGGUCCCGGAUGAUAUGAUUUAUAUUUUUGUUUAUCCGAUAAAAACUUAUUGUUUUGCUGUAUUUUCAGGUUUCUUGUUUAAAUUUGUAUAACCCAGUUGAUAAGUAGAGUUGUUUGAAAGAAACAAGAUUGGACUUGGAAUUAUAAGAGCAUUCCUAAGUUGCUCGAGAGAAAUAUUGGCUUUUGAGGUUAGAUUCACGUAGAAAUUGAGUAUUUUCAAGUGGUUUUCUAUAGUUGUAGUGUAUGGGUGAACAUGAAGGAUGGGCAGAGCCGGCUCGGCUGUUGCCAAACGGGCUAUUGCCCAAUGCUGCACCUGUCAUCCAGGGUUUGGACUCAGAAAGAUGGUUGAAAGCAGAGGAGAGAACUGCAGAACUCAUUGCCCGGAUUCAACCCAACAAACCAUCUGAGGAGCGCAGAAAUGCAGUUGCUGAUUAUGUCCAGCGGCUAAUCACCAAGUGCUUCCCAUGUCAGGUUGAGGUUUUUACUUUUGGAUCUGUGCCCUUGAAGACAUACCUACCUGACGGAGAUAUUGAUUUAACUGCAUUCAGUGAUAAUCAGAGUUUGAAAGAUACAUGGGCUCAUCAAGUUCGUGAUAUGCUAGAGAAAGAGGAGAAAAAUGAGAAUGCUGAAUUUCGUGUCAAGGAAGUGCAGUAUAUUCAGGCAGAAGUGAAGAUAAUUAAAUGUCUGGUAGAAAAUAUCGUGGUUGACAUAUCUUUUAAUCAACUUGGUGGGUUAUGUACCCUCUGCUUCCUUGAGGAGGUUGAUCACUUGAUCAGCCAGAACCAUUUAUUCAAACGGAGUAUUAUUUUGAUCAAGGCGUGGUGUUAUUAUGAAAGCCGUAUACUUGGUGCACAUCAUGGUCUUAUUUCAACUUAUGCCCUGGAGACCCUAGUUCUUUACAUAUUUCAUGUGUUCAACAAGUCCUUUACUGGACCUCUUGAGGUGCUGUACCGCUUCUUGGAGUUCUUCAGCAACUUUGACUGGGAUAAUUUUUGUGUUAGUUUGUGGGGACCUGUACCCAUCAUUUCACUCCCAGAUGUAAAUGCUCAACCUCCCCGAAAAGAUAGCGGAGAAUUGCUUCUCACCAAAAGAUUUCUGGACUCUUGUAGCGCUGUAUAUGCAGUUCUCCCUGGUAUCCAGGAAACUCCAGGACAACCCUUUGUUUCUAAACAUUUUAAUGUUAUUGAUCCUUUACGAGUAAACAACAACCUUGGGCGUAGUGUCAGUAAAGGUAAUUUUUUUAGGAUACGAAGUGCAUUUACGUUUGGUGCCAAAAGGUUGGAAAGGUUAUUAGAUUGUCCGAAAGAAAAUGUUAUUUAUGAAGUAAAUCAGUUUUUCAUGAAUACAUGGGAAAGGCAUGGCAGUGGCCAUCGUCCUGAUGCACCGGUUGCUGAUUUGUGGCAUCAAGGAUUGUCAACCAAAGAUCAUCUCCCUGAACUUGAGAACUUGAGGUUCAGUACAAAUCCCAAAAGAGUAAAUGAAAACUCUUCUGAUUGCAAUGCAGAGGCUGAUGGAGCCCAUUCACGUUUGGUGUCUUCUCAGUCCGGUAAUCACUUCUCUGGAGCUCUGCCUGAAACUUAUGAGAAUUCUACUUUAUAUGCCCAAAACCAGAGAAGUAAUAAGAAUUUGAUCACUUCAAGGGUGUCUGAUCAUGUUACAAGGGAAACCACAUCUCAUCAGGAUUUGCAUACUGAUAGAAGUCAAAGAAGUUUAAAAUCUGACAAUUUGGUAAAUGAAAUCCAGGGAAGGUUUGUGUUUGCCCGAACUCAAUCCAGCCCUGAACUAACUGACUCAUAUGGUGACAUGUCCAGUCAAGGUAGGCGUAGCAGAUUACCAGAAGGUGUGGAUAUGCAUCCUACGCCUAAAAAGGUGGAUAAUAGUAACAGGAGGAAGAAUGCUGGAUCUGAAAAUUCAACUAGCAAUAGUGGUCACUCUUUAAAUGAUGACACAUCAUCUGUCAGGCAUGCCCCAUCCCAUCAAAGUCUUGAUGCUGCAACUAAUUCCAAUAGUGGAUCAAAUAGCUAUCACCAUGAUUCAGGCUUAGAUGCCUUGAAUGAAGAGCUUGCUUCUACAGGUGGGACACAGGCUUUGCAUGAGGAAGAGCAAGAUGCUGUGAACAUGAUGGCUUCAACUUCAUUUCAUGGUUUUAAUGGUCAAGUUCAUCUUCCAUUUAAUUUAGCUUCAAGUCACCUUCCUUUUCCCAUCUCACCUUCCUUUUUAGCUUCCAUGGGAUAUCCUCAACGCAAUAUGCCUGGAUUGGUUCCUACUAAUUUUCCCAUGAUUGAUCCUACAUUUUCAAAUGUUCAAUUUCCCCAUGGAUUGUUGCCACCCCAUAUGACCCAUUACUUCCCCAGCCUUGGGUUGAGCCCAAGUUCUGAAGACCCUAAUGAGCGCAAUAGCGAAAAUUUUAAUUCUACAGACGUGAGCGUGAGCGAUGCUGAAAAUGAUUUUUGGCCAGAGCAGGAUGCGGGCUCAACUGUUGGGUUUGACCGAAACAGUGGUAACUUUGAAAUGCAUCAGUCAGAAGAGAAGCUGCACUCUAUGCCGUCAGGUCAGAACUUUGUCGCUCCAUCUUGGGUAAGUGGCUCCGUUAGUUCCUUGAGAUAUCAGGCGAAGCAUACUAAGGAAAAGCGUGGGCAAAUCAGGGAAGACUGGCGUGAUAAUUUCCAGGUUCAGGAUAAUGGAACUAGUGAUGUUUAUGCUGAAGAAAGAAUGGCUAGCUCAAGGUUCUCAUCCACUGCUCACAGUAGUCCUCUAAGGAGUAAGCCUUCUUCUGAGAGUUCCUGGGAUGGAUCAUCUGCAAAAUCCUCAAAAUCAGCCAGGGAAAGAAGGGGAAAGAAAACAGUUGCUGCAGAAGCAGCAACUGGUUAUGGAAAAGGUAAAAUGAUGUCUGAACCUGUACAUAAUCAGAAUGAGGAUGAUGACCAAGAAUGGAAUUCAAUGCCAAAUAUUUGCACUGAUGUAGUAGAAAGAGGCCAAGGAGUUCAAUCGGUUUCCUCAUAUAGUGUUCCUAUGCCAUUCGUUCCUGAAUAUGAACUUGUCCAGACAAGUGGAUCAGACUCGAUGAUGCCUAUUGCACCAAUGCUUAUAGGUCCCGGGGGUUCUCAACAAAGAGUAGGCGAUAAUUCUGGAGUCAUUGCAUUUUACCCUACAGGUCCACCAGUUCCGUUUUUUACAAUGCUUCCUUUUUACAACAUUCCACCUAAGGCAGGUACUCCUGAUGCAUCCACAAACCAUUGUGGUGGGGAAGAAAGCAUUGAUAAUAGUGAUUCUGGUCAGAAUUUCGAUUCAUCAGAGGGACUUGACCAGUCUGAAGUUUUGAAUCCUUCCCAUUCUUUUAGAGGGGCUGGUAUGGAUGUAUCUUCUGAUGAACAUAAGUCUGAUAUCCUUAACAGUGACUUUGCUAGCCAUUGGCAAAAUUUGCAAUAUGGCAGGUCUUGCCAAAGUCCAAGAUAUCCUGGGCCUUUGGUUUAUCCCUCACCAGUAAUGGUGCCCCCUAUGUACCUGCAGGGUCGCUUCUCUUGGGAUGGUCCUGGAAGACCAGUUUCAACCAAUGCAAACGUUUUCACUGAAUUCAUGAGCUAUGGUCAUCAUGUACCCAUUGCACCUAUCCAAUCUGUUUCUGAUAGACCCGCAAAUAUGUUUCAACAUGAUAUGCCAAGAUAUCGCAGUGGGACAGGGACUUAUCUGCCAAAUCAUCCUAAAGUCUCUGCAAGGGAUCGUAACUCUUCUGGUACCAGACGUGGAAAUUACAACAAUGAGAGAAGUGACAAUGGUGACAGGGAGGGAAACUGGAAUGCAAAUUCAAAACCAAGAGGUGCUGGACGUGGCCACAACCGCAACCCAAAUGAGAAGUCAAACUCAAGAACUGAUAGGUUCUCUUCCAGUGAGAACCGAGCAGACAGACCAUGGAACUCCUAUAGAAAUGGCUCAUUCAAUUCAUACCCAUCACAAAAUGGUCCUAUGCAUGCAAAUUCAAAUCAGAUUAGUGGUCCAAAUGUAACAUAUGGCAUGUAUCCUCUAACUUCAAUGAACCCUAUGGGAGCGUCUUCUAAUGGGCCCCCUGUUGUAAUGAUAUAUCCAUUUGACCAUAAUGCCGGUUAUGGAUCACAUGGAGAGCAGUUAGAGUUUGGGUCAUUGGGACCAGUAGGCAUCUCAGGUACAAAUGAACAAGCCCUGUUAAGUGAAGGGGGUCGACCUAGGGGAGGUUUUGAACAGCGCAGAUUUCAUGGGCAGCGGUCUUCACCAGAUCAACCAUCUUCGCCACGUCAUCCGAGGUAGUUGCUCAUACACCAAAGGUGAGGAGAGGAGAGGAGAGGCAAAGAUGAUAAGCUAGACUGCCUUUCUUUGCAAGGUCAAAGGUCAUCAGUCAUCACAGCUUUGGAAUAAGGAAUGAGCAGAAAGAUGUGGGGGUAUCUAAUGGUCUCUUGAUCAUAAUAUCAUGAUGUAUUAUGUUUGCAGGAGGGUAUAAUUGUUUUGGCAGAUUGGCAAUAAUUGGAAGACAAGGAAGAGGGCUAUGCCUCUUGAAUUUCAGGCUGGAAGGCAACUGUGACAAGGGAUUCUCAAAAUCAUAAGAUCCUCCGGGCAUGCAUUUUAGGAUUGCGCAGAUGCCUGCCCGCCCUUGUAUGUGAACUACUGAAUCGUGUAUGUUUAGGUGCAGCCUCUCAAAAUACAUGGAAGGCAGUUUGGAGGACGUAGGUGAGAUAUGAUAUGAGUAGAUCUUAGUCGUCCUCCACUUCUUUGUAGGGAAACGAAAAGUGUAGCGUAGUGUAGUGUAGUGUAGGGAUCUAACUUUGUUAUAGUAUUCUACCUGUCAGGCUUUGUUUUUUAGAUGGCUGGUACUACCACUGUCGUUUGGCUUUUGAAUUUUGAUAUUGACAGACAGUAUACAAACAAACUAACCUGAACCAACUGCAGACUACUUUUGUAAUAUUCUCAGAUGAUUUAUUCAUUUUGUCAGGUCAGCACCCUAAGUUUAUCCA